AUUGUCAAUUUGUCAUCAUCAUCAAUAAAUUAAUUUGUGAUAAAUAUUAAUUAAAUGAUACUUUUUCUUUCUUAAUCUUGUCGAUUGAUUUUCUCCUUUUCCAUAAAAUCAUAGAAAAGUCCACUCCAUUGUGUUUUUAAUUAAUAAUUCUUACUUUUUUUCUAAGUUAAAUAUAAAAUUACAAAUCCUUUAAAAUAUUAUCUAUGUGAUUACUGAUUUUUAAUUGUGCGAAGUGAGUGGUGGUGAGUGGUGGUGUACAAAUUGUUGAUAAUGGUGUAAUGAGGUAUUGCUAAGAGUUAUAACUUGUUUCUGGUGUUUUCCAACUAAAAACUGUUAAAAUGGCACCAAGUUUUAGUAAAUUUACCUCAAGGACAGAUGUAAAAAUCGGCCUAGCUGCUUCUGCGGCUCUAAGUGCCUGGAUAAUUCGUAAUGCUUUAAAGUCAAGGAAACCAAAACAUGGCAGGCCAGUCCAGUUGUCACCAGAAGAAAGAGUACAAUAUAUGAUCAAAGACAAAAAUAGAAAGGGACCAAAAGCGCAAGUCGAUGCUCGAUUUUUUGCAGAACUUAAAGCACUAUGGCACAUAAUGGUACCAGGGUUGUGGACGAAAGAAAGCGCCUUUAUGGUACUCAUUGCCUUGUCGCUGAUUUCAAGGACCUUAUGCGACCUUUGGCUGAUUCAACAUACUACUUUAGUUGAAGGGUCUAUAAUCACAAUGAACCUCGGCGAUUUCAAAAUGCUACUAGGGAAACUUUUUAUGGCCAUGCCAUUGAUAUCACUAGUGAAUAACGUUUUGAAGUGGAGCAUCGGAGAGGUGAAGCUGCGACUGCGCACCAAUCUCUCUCUGUAUCUCUAUCAACAGUAUUUAAAAGGUUUCACAUAUUACCAAAUAACAAAUUUGGACAACCGGAUAUCGAACGCCGACCAGCUGCUGACGACCGACAUCGACAAGUUCUGCGACACGGUCAUCGACCUCUACAGCAACAUCAGCAAGCCGAUGCUCGACAUCUCCAUCUAUCUGUACAGGCUCACGGUGAACCUGGGACCCUCGACUCCCGGCAUCAUGAUGGCGUAUUUAUUUUUCUCGGGUAUAUUCCUCACAUACCUCAGGAAACCGACAGCUCGUAUGACCGUACAAGAACAGAAGCUAGAAGGCGAGUUCCGGUACGUCAAUUCGCGUCUCAUUACGAACUCUGAAGAAAUUGCCUUCUACCAAGGCAACCACCGCGAGCAGCUGACGCUGCUGGCCAGCUUCUACAAGCUGACGCGCCACCUGCGCAACUUCCUCAACUUCCGCGUCGGCAUGGGCUUCGUCGACAACAUCGUGGCCAAAUAUAUUGCAAUCACAGUCGGUUUCUACGCGGUGUCGCGACCGUUCUUCGUCAAAGACCACAACUUGCUGACUACGGGCACUGAACAAGAUCGAUUUAGGCACUACUACACGUACGGGCGCAUGCUGGUGAAGAUGGCGGAGGGCAUCGGGCGGCUGGUGCUCUCCGGGCGGGAGCUCAGCAAGCUGGCCGGCCUCACCGCGCGCGUCACGCAGCUCAAGGACGUACUGGAGGACGUCAACCGCGGCAACUACAGCCGCACCAUGGUCGACCGCCACAGCAACGGCGGCGUCCCGCCGCUGGCGCUGACGCCGGGCGCGGGCCGCAUCAUCUACCAGGACAAGAUCAUCCGCUUCGAGCGCGUGCCGCUCGUCACGCCCAACGGGGACGUGCUCAUCAAGGAGCUCACCUUCGAAGUCAAGUCCGGCAUCAACGUGCUGGUGUGCGGGCCCAACGGCUGCGGCAAGUCGUCCAUGUUCCGCAUGCUGGGCGAGCUGUGGCCGCUGUUCGGCGGCACGCUCACCAAGCCGCCCAAGGGCAAGCUGUUCUACGUGCCGCAGCGCCCCUACAUGACGCUCGGCACAUUCAGAGAUCAGGUGAUCUACCCUCAAACGCGCGAGGAGAUGCUCCGGCGCGGCCGCACGGACGAGGAGCUGAACCGCUUCCUGGAGAUCGUGCAGCUGUCGUACCUGACCAACCGGGAGGGGGGCUGGGACGCCGUCGAGGACUGGAUGGACGUACUCUCCGGGGGGGAGAAGCAGAGGAUAGCGAUGGCGCGCCUGUUCUACCACGCGCCGCAGUUCGCUAUCCUGGACGAGUGCACGAGUGCUGUCUCCGUGGACGUGGAGGGGCAGAUGUACCAGUACUGUCGCGAGAUGGGCAUCUCCCUGUUCACGGUGUCGCACCGCAAGUCGCUGUGGCAGCACCACGACCACUACCUGCAGAUGGACGGCCGCGGCGGCUACGUGUUCGAGGAGAUCGACACCGACACGCAGGAGUUCGGCUCCUGAUGACCUGGACCAGACCCUCGGCAUCAGCAGCCUGACUGGGAGAUGGAGUUACCUGAACCUAGAAGUCAUAUGCUAGGUUCUGAAUAACUUUCCGCUAAAAAAGAUCAUCUUGUUCUACUGCCUUAAGCGUGACUAUGCUACAUCCUUUCUUGAUGAGUACUGUUUACCAACAAAGAAGUUAGAAAGAAAGGUUGAAAACGCAUGUCAUUUCAUAACUUAUUUAAUUUAAAUUAUGGAUGGUUUGUUUAUAAAAUGUUAAAUAUUAUAUAUUAACCAUAUCUAAUUGUUCUAAGCUUAUUAAUCAAAUUUUAUUUUCAUUAAUUUAUGAAUAAGUUAAUUAUAAUUAGGUAUGAAAUGACUAGUGAUUUAUACCCUCAUUUUUAAUUUGUUUGUUGGUAAACAGCAUUCACCAAGAAAGGAUGUAGUAUAGGUGAUAAUGUUCCCUGUUUUUCCUGAUUCUUACAAAUUACACAUAAUUUAAACAUGAUGACAUAUUUUAAACAAAAAUGAACCUAUGAAGGAAGAUCUUACUCAUACUUCAUAAGAUCAUUGUCCCGGCUUGGGCUAUAUGACAUACUUAGCUUUCCUUUCUUGAAAUACUUAGCGAUAUUUAAUUAGAUAUUUGAUUUAAUAAUCAGUUGUGCAAUUCUUUGCAAUAUUCAAUUGUGAAAUUCUUUGCAAUAUUCUGUUGUGAAGUUCUUUGCAAUAUUCAGUUGUGAAAUUCUUUGCAACAUUGACAAUUGCAUUGUAAUUUAUUGUACUUCAUUCUUAUAGCUCAGUUGUGAUAUUUCCUAACGAUAAAGUAUUUAUGUAAUUAUAUAGUUCACUUUAUCCUAACGAUACAAUAUUUAUGUAAUCGUAUUGACCCAAGCGAAGUCAAAGAGAGCCGCUAGUUAGUCUCACCUAUUAAAAUAAAAUUGGUCACAAUUUAUUCAUGUCUCAAAUUAUUAUUGAUGUAGCUAGUGGAUAUGAAGCAUCACUUGUUCCACGAUUCGAACGCGGACUCAAACGUGAGAGGUCCAGGGUUCGAUCCCACCCGAUGGACUGACUACACAUAUUGUCACUUAGUAGAAAAUGAGAAUAUUAUUCAUGACAUGGAAAUAUUCUUUUAUGUAUAUAAUUAUAUGUAUAACUGAAUUUGCCAUUAAUUGUUAUAUGAAUUAUGUACAAAUUAUGUACCUAUACAUUUUUCUACAAAAUUAAAAAAUCAAAUAUUUAUUAUACUAACAAGUGCCUCGCACGCUAGUUUUAUUAUUCCAGGUAUAUAUAUAUAAUUGAAUAUAUCUAUAUAGCAGAAUUUUUAAAAUCUAUAGAGGACCACAUAUAAUAAUAAUUGUCAAUAAAGUGUAAGGCUGUAUGAAGUCAUAAUUACCUAAGAUAAUAAAACAGUAAUAUUUAUUUAUUUAUUGGAAAUGCCAAUAAUGAUAGCAGAAAAACGUUAAACAUAAAUCAGUUACUAAAGUCCUAUUCUACUGCGGCCAUCUUUUACAGGCAUUCACAGAGUCUUAAGUAUGAUUAAACUAUAGUUAAAUUUAAAAUAAAUACAAUAAUUAUUAUUAUAAUGUCGAAAUCAAGAAAGGUAUGAAAGAAUAUUGUCGAGGCAUGUCUUAAGCCUUAAUACAUUAGGCAGCCUUAUCUUAUUUUAUUGACAAUAUUAUUGUAUCUAUACUGCUUGCUAUAGGUCCCUCACUUCACUUUAUAUACGCAUAAUGAUACAUAUUGAAAGGGGAAAAAAUUCAAUUUGUAUGUUUAGUACCUGCUUUAUUUGAAUACCUCGUGCACGCCACUCUCUCUUACGCUUAAAUGUAUUUGUCAAUAAAGUGGGUACAGUUACUUAAAUUGUAAGGUAAUUCUGUAAUAUGUAAUGAGCCCCGCCCCGUUGGUCUAUUAUCGUAUCCACUCAUUGGUCAUAUUAUAAACUAGCUGACGCCGCGCGGUUUCACCCGCGUGGUUCCCGUUCCCGUAGGAAUACAGGGAUACUAUAUAGCCUAUAGCCUUCCUCGAUAAAUGGGCUAUCUAACACAAAAGAAUUUUUCAAAUCGGACCAGUAGUUCCAGAUAUUAGCGCGUUCAAUCAAACAAACAAACAAAUAAACAAACAAACAAACUCUUCAGCUUUAUUAUAUUAGUAUAGAUAAAAGAUAUGGCAAAUAUUCUUUUUUAAAAAAAAAGAAUACUGUUUUUGUUGUUGUUAAUAAAUGUAUUUUAAGCAUUAAAAAAUACAAAAAUGUAUAACAAUUAAAUGAUAGAAACUAUACAUCAAAAAAAUGGAAACAGUGCGCCUGUAGGCUAAUUUACUAACUUUGACGUACGAUUAUGUUAAUUGACUUAUACGAAAUCGAGAUUCUAUAUAACAAAUGUCAACCGAUGCCUACUGACAACUCUUCGUGGAUAUCAUACAGUAGGUAGAUGACAUUUCUCAGUUGAUUUAUUUUAAUAGAUUGUUAAUAAAGACCAAAUCAGCGAAUAGACUAGCUGCGGACUGUUUCGAUUUUUCUUAUGAGAAGAAUUUAAUAUUGCCAGUGUUAGUUUAUUGGUUCGACUAUAGGCAGCCGACUAUACUCUACUUUUUGACAAUAUUACGUGUGUGGGGGACCUAAGGCAACCAUAUGUGUCUUAUGAUGAAAUCUAGUUUUUCGAAUCUGAGUGCCUUGUGAGAGUUUUCAAUGUUUUCGUACUGUGACGAUGUGACGCGUAAACGUAAACGCGAAUCUUCAUGGAAUUGAAACAGCGCCAUCUAGUGGCACUACUGCAUAACUGUUUUAAUUACUUAUAAAUUCGCGUUUACGUUUAGGCGAUCGUCACAGUAUGAAAACAUUAAAAACUCCCAGUAGGCACUCUGAAUAGUAAUGGUUCCGGUAAGCAUAACAUGCUACCAACGAUAUACUCGUAUCUCGUCUAGAGAAAUAGAUAAAUGUCGACCAAUGGCGGCGCAGUUGUCUCUUUCAUCCCAACACAAUGAAGGAGAUAGCUGAAUAUCCGGUUGCGCCGCUUACUAGGUGACAUUUCUCUACACUAAUAUCUCGUUGGGCGUAUGUUGCGUAUACAUUUAUACAGUAAUGGUGUAGGGUUUAAUAAUAUAUUUAUAAUUACAUUUUCAUGGAAUCAAAAUUAUCAUAUUAAUAUUAAUUAUACAUAUUAUUGUUGUUACAUAUUCACUGAUACAAUAUAGAUAAUUUUACAUGAUAUGUAAGUUUCCAAUGUUUUCAUUCAUAGUGAUUGUUUGUGAUAUUUUUUUUAUUGAUAACACAAAAAUAUAUUACAAUUGUUAAAUAUAGUUAUAAAUAAAAUAUAAUGGGUAUGUAUUAGAAAGAUUGGGUUUGGCACGAUGCCAAGAUGGUAAUUUUAUAUAAGUUUGUUUCCUUAAUAAAGUGAAUUUUUAAAAAUAAAUACAUUUUAAUCAUGUUAUUAUGUAAUGUAAUUUGAAAUGAUUACAUGAUUAUUUUGAAUAGAAAAAUCAUAAUGAUACAAGUAAUUUUAAGGAACAACAGAAAAUCGUCCUGAUACUUAUUAUUGUAGAUUUAAUGAACUUUCUAUCUUUUAUCAUAUUGACAUUUAAAUAAUGUAAAUCAAUUAAUAUAAUACAUUUUAUAUUGGUACAUCGUUUUUUAGCACUUUGUUGUUUUUCUAUUUUUUUUUUCAUAUUGACUAUUUCAAUAUGGAAUAUUAUAAUAUUUCAAUAUUUCUUUUUUUUUUCUAUAUUGUAUUGUAUGAUGAUAUUGCAUAACUUAUUGCCGUUUAUAAUAAUUAUGAUGAGAUAAGAGAUGCCAAUAAUUGCAAUUUUUGUCGUACACUGAAUAUCCGACCACGUUCCUCCGCCUCCGAAUGCUCGGGGUCUGAUGAUAUAUAUUAUUUGCUUGUACAUCAUCAUGAAAGAAAAAGAUUUAAUAAUCCGAACAGAGGAAAUAUUAAACAAAAUGGUCGAAUACUGUAUUUUUAUACUAGAGAUAGGGCACCAGCGCAUCAAAGCUGAGGCGGACAAAUGUGUACAAUUGUCUUAAUUUCUUUUAGUUGCUCAUUAAACAACGAACAUUAUAUUUUUAAAAAAUAAUACCUAAAUAUCGUCUACAAUGUCGAGGUGUGUGCUCAGAGGAAUCGCUAAAUUCAGAUCAUUUUUUGUGAUUUUGUAGGCACUUAACCUAUCUGUAGAAUAAAAUUAUCAUUGAACAUUGAUAUGGCAAAAUAUUAUCAAUAUUAGAUUACACGUAGACUAUAAUUUUUAAUUUUUUUUUUUAAAUAUAAUACUUAUUAAAAUGCAAUAUAUUAAUUUUUUUAACCCCAGAUGUGUUAUUAAAUCAUGUAAGUAAUGUUGGGUUACAUUUUCAAUUUAUUCACUAAUCAUGAAAUGUUCUGUGUCUAUAUUUAUUAAAAGUUGAAACAAUUGCUGUGAUAGAUUUAAAAUUCAUGUUGUUUUUAUAUAAAAUCGGUGGGUGCUGGUAUAAUAAAGGAGGUUGAGGAAAAAAUCUUCAUUUUAUUUUGUUC
Messenger RNA from Bicyclus anynana (squinting bush brown), 6820 nucleotides. RefSeq names its product ATP-binding cassette sub-family D member 3 (gene Pmp70). The transcript has 15 exons. Gene Ontology annotation, molecular function: long-chain fatty acid transmembrane transporter activity; ATP binding; ABC-type transporter activity. Gene Ontology annotation, cellular component: peroxisomal membrane. Bases 339 to 2339 code for a protein of 666 amino acids. Gene Ontology annotation, biological process: very long-chain fatty acid catabolic process; peroxisome organization; fatty acid beta-oxidation. The record is from RefSeq and is a predicted model, not a curated record. NCBI's taxonomy places the organism in Eukaryota, Metazoa, Arthropoda, Insecta, Lepidoptera, Nymphalidae.